Molecule: messenger RNA, 405 nt
Organism: Miscanthus lutarioriparius
Lineage: Eukaryota; Viridiplantae; Streptophyta; Magnoliopsida; Poales; Poaceae
Source: the annotation of a GenBank genome assembly
AUGCGCUCGUCGUUGCCUCGGUGGCACUUCUGCUUCGUCUGGGGCUGCGACGGCUCCAUCGUCAUCGACUCCACGCCGGGAAACAAGACCGAGAAGGAUCAACCCGCUCAUCGCCAAGGGCUCCAGGGUGGCGCUCACAGCCGACCAAGUUCCUCCCAUGGCGCCGCCCGACACCGCCGUGGUGGCAUACUCGCUGUUCGCCUUCAACUGGCCGGCGCCGGCGCCGGGUUCAUCCAAGCCCCAGCGCCGGUGCUCACCAUGCUGCUGCACUCCUUUUGGCCGCAGUUCCUUCUCACCGCCGUGCUCGGCGUCGCGCACUUCUCGGUCAUGUACAUCGGCCCGUCGCUCAUGGACCGGUUCGUCCAAUUCGUGCGACGCGGCGGGGAGCUCACGGAGGGCCUGUAG